GGCGUUGCAAGUAACUUUCAGAAGAGCGAAAGGCGCCAUGGUGCACGAGCAGCUUUAUGCGGGCGUUCUUGUCGCGUUUGCGGCCGUGCUUAUGCUCCUGCAGCAGUUUCGUCGAAAGUCAAGCUUGAAGAAGUUGCCACCUGGGCCAUUAAACUUGCCUGUUGUCGGCUCUUCCUAUAUCGUUGGAAGGUACCCGAACGCGUGGGAUGCGUUUAGCGACCUGCGCCGGCGCUACGGCGACGUGUACUCAAUCAAUCUCGGUUCAAGACGAUGCCUGGUAGUCAGCUCCAUCGACGCACUUCGUGAAGUCUUGGUCACAAAGGCGAGCGACUUCGCUGACAGGCCGGAUUCCCUUCGUUAUCAUGCGAUAUUUAAGGACAACCGGAACCUCUCUAUAGCGUUAUGCGACUGGUCUUCGAAGCAGCGAACGAGACGGGAACUUUGUUACCCAGUCAUGCAUCCGAAGCAAGCGUCCGCAGAACAGUCGCGGCUGAGUAAUUGUAUCGAAACUGAACUGGGCCACCUGACUGCCGAGCUUUCCCGGACCACUGGCACACCCAUAAAGCCUCGACAAGCACUCCUGGUCACCACUGCAAACAUCUUCUACACGUUCUUCUGCAGCGAGCGCUUCACUCCUGAUGACCCGAAGUUCUUGCGCAUAGUGGACCUUUACAAUGAAGUGUUUCAUCAGCUCUUCCAGGGAUUCGCCAUUGAUUUCAUGCCUUGGUUAAAGGUGUUGCAAGGCAAACAGCUAUGUCUUCUCAAGGAGAAGUCCAUGGAAAUCUACCGCUUCACCUUGGCCAUCAUGGACAGGCGGGAAAAGGUCAUUGCCAGUGGAAUCGGUGCUGAACUGGAUCAGGCGCGCGACCUCAUGGAUGUAUUGCUGCUUUCACUCAAGGGUCCAAGCGCCGAAGGCCAGCUGGACAAGAUCGACGUCGCCGUCGUGAUAGAGGACCUCAUCGGUGGCCACUCGGUCAUCGCCAACCUCUGGGUCUGGUGUCUCUACAUUCUGAGUGACUACCCGGACGUUCAAAGCAGGAUAAGGGAGGAAACCAGGGCGAUAGCCUCAUCCGAGAGCGGACUGCCUUCCCUUUUGGAUCGGAGCCGCAUGUGCUACACCGAGGCCACGCUGUACGAGGUCAUGAGGGUUGUAAACUCGCCCAUCAUCCCGCAUGUCUGCAGCAGUGAUACCACGGUCCAGGGUUUCCACGUGAACCGGGGCACCGUCGUAAUGUUCAAUACGAACGACAUGAACUAUUCUUCGGACCUUUGGGAGAAGCCAUGGGUCUUCAACCCUGAAAGGUUCCUCAGCGAUGACGGCCAUUACGUCCUCAAGCCGGGCCACUUCUUUCCUUUCGGCACCGGCAAGCGCUCCUGCAUGGGCGACGGCCUCGUUCGCGCCACGCUGAUACUCGGCAUGGCGACGCUGCUCGGACACUUCGAGCUCUCGCUGGCCCCAGGCCAGGAGCCCGCGCGCUUCGCAGACUUCCGCAGCAAGGUCAUUUUCGACCGCGAUCCCGAGAUCGUCUUCACGGAGGUCGCUGCACGCACGCAGUUUCCGUAGUAUAUACGGUGGGUGCGUUAGGGCUGCUCGAAUGAGCACGUGCACGGGCCAAUCCCGCAGCUGUCUCAUCGCUAUUCAUCUCAUCGCCAUUCACGCAUCAUUGGCGCUUCAUCCACUGCAGUUUCCUCCAGGCUUGUUUUAGUGUACUGGUACAGCAAUGCUCGCGGCGUUUUCGCUUUCACGGAAUUCGCCGGGAGUCUGCGCACAGAGUACACGCCUGAGGAGGCCGGCAACGUCGGUAUGUCACUGACGGUGACAUGUAGACAUAGGUCCCUAGAGAACUGAGCCUCCUUCCUAGCUUCUAAUGUAAUUCUGUGCGCCAUUUUCUGGCAUUUUGGAACGUGCAUAUAUAGGCCUCCCACUGCGAACGGUCGAAUCGCAGUAUAUUCCGCGGUGUGCGCGACGAGAACCGCGUCGCGUCGAACAGAGUGCCAUGACAUCACGUUCCUGAGCGGAUCGUCUCGAAUCGGCAGCCUCUAAUCAGUACAGCUGGUACUAACCCCAUCAGUAUUCAUGCUUCUUCGCUGGAGUAAUCUCUCGGGGCAGCGGCUCAGGCAAGGGGGAAGUUCGGUGCUUGGUCUGAGCACGCAAAGGCGAUUUCGUUAUCGCUUGAAUGUACGGCCGCGCGGCAGCGCGGUCGCGCGCAAUCGAAACCCGGCCUCAACGCGGCUUCGUGCUCCCGUGCCACCCGUGGGCGUCGCUGCCCCAGCGAACUCCUUUUUUUUUUUCCUAACUCGCAUUCAUAUACUGUCCAUAUUCUAUUCAGCGUGUCACCACAUCCUUAUGCGACAACUUCGUCACUAUUGGCACUGGGUCAGGCUGUCAAAAGGUUCAACGCCUUGCUCACCGUUGUCUGCUGGUCAGUCGUGCAAUUUUCGUGGAACCGCUGUCAUCAGCGUCGACUGAAUUAUCCCAGCACCCGCAAAUGCAGUUAUUUGAGCCGCCAAGUCAAACAUGUGAAGCAGCGAGUCUCCUCUGGAAAAGAGGCCAGUUGCCAAUUCGAGCCACUCGACCAGUGUUCUAGACGCUGUGCUCGAGGACUUGAGAGAUUCAACUGCAGACCAAAGUUUUGGUGUAUCGUACGCGUCUCAGCUCGAUGGGGCCGCUUAGUACACUCCGCAUCAGCGUCCCCGCUGUUCACCGUCACGUCCAUAUGCCAUGCGCGCCCUCACAACACAUCCUGACCCGACGACUGGAGCGUGGGCGUCCAGCCGCCGCAGCCAGAGGUGCCCGCGUGUGGUGCGGUGAGCGCGUAGCUGCUGCUGGGGUUGGGGACGUGCGCGCGUCUAAACAACGCGUGAGCCAAACCGCGGCCGAAACCUUCGAGCGUACGUUCGCCACUGCGACUCAACGGUCCGAGCUCUGGGCGUUCCUCUUGUCCUGAACCUUUGGAUGCGCGCGCAUGGAC
Messenger RNA from Rhipicephalus sanguineus (brown dog tick), 2972 nucleotides. RefSeq names its product cytochrome P450 307a1-like. Lineage: Eukaryota; Metazoa; Arthropoda; Arachnida; Ixodida; Ixodidae. Gene Ontology annotation, molecular function: iron ion binding; heme binding; oxidoreductase activity, acting on paired donors, with incorporation or reduction of molecular oxygen. The record is from RefSeq and is a predicted model, not a curated record.